Messenger RNA from Clarias gariepinus (North African catfish), 7367 nucleotides. It is a transcript of the gene ralgdsb, whose product is annotated as ral guanine nucleotide dissociation stimulator. The transcript has 18 exons. The coding region runs from base 1307 to 3748 and encodes 813 amino acids. Gene Ontology annotation, biological process: Ras protein signal transduction; positive regulation of GTPase activity. Lineage: Eukaryota; Metazoa; Chordata; Actinopteri; Siluriformes; Clariidae. Gene Ontology annotation, cellular component: plasma membrane. Gene Ontology annotation, molecular function: guanyl-nucleotide exchange factor activity. The record is from RefSeq and is a predicted model, not a curated record.
CCAUACAGUGUGCGCUCCAGUCCCGCCGCGCUGCUGCGUUUUAUUGAAGAAAAGCGCCGGCUUUCAGCGGAACGCACGCGCGCUCUCUCUCUCUCUCUCUCUCUCUCUGAUUUAUCAUUCCGAUUGAUCAUGAGUGUGUGAGUGUGUGAGUGUGUGUUCUUUUUCUUGCAUAUGGAGACGAUGUGAGAAUGGAGUCGGAGGGCCGGAGGAGGGAGUGGAAGCGGACUGAGAGAUAGAGGAGGAGGAGGAGGAGGAGGAGAAGCGAGCGGAGGCCGUCCAUUUUGUCAGAGGAGGAAAAAAAACAUCAAAUAAAGAAGGAGAAGGAGAUGGGAUCGUAGCCCAAUCCGGAGGAAGGAGAGAGGGCAUGGGAAGACGCGCGCGCGGUGCUUUAAUAACGGGAUGAGAUCUGGGGGGAAGGUCCCGCGCUCGAGCGAGAAAAACGGAAAGAUGAGGCAGGCAUGAAGCCUCUGCAUCCUCCUCAUAUUCAUCCUCAUCCUCUUCCUCAUCCCUCCAUCCUGUGCGUCCUCACCCGCGCGCGCACCCGCUUCCAUCUCGGACUAAAUCCGCGCGCGCCCGAGUUUAACCCGGGAUUAUAAUCUCAGGUGAAGGAUUGUGCGUCGGGGUGGACUCGCGCGCGCUGUGGCCUAGUGUGCAUCAUCUAGUGAGCAUCAUCAUCUAUCUGAAAUUAACGGGAUGUCCUGAAAGGUUCCACUUCGAGGUCGGUACCUGGACACUGAUGCGGAUCUCACCUGGCGCUGGACGCAGGUCGUUCUGGAACACAACAGUGCGCAUCCUAUAAAGGGAAACCUCGGACCUGGAUGGACCUGUCUCCAUUCGGGCGUUUCAGGGCGUCUUUAUUAAGCAGCACAGCACCAGCGCAGACGUCCAGACGCCAUUAAUCUCUCAUUUACAUUAAAGCACAAAACCUGAGGGUUAACGCCUUUUCACCAAUCUCUCUGUAAAGAGUAGAGGGUUUCAAACACACAACCCUCUGAUAAAUAGCACACAACCUUAACCACUUUACCCAGGAUCCAGUGCCGCUGGAACUCGGUGCUUCCUCCAUCCGUCAUCCUCAGGGUUAAGGGGAAAGAGAAGAAGUGCUGGAUUUUCGCACGUUCUCCCCCUCGGACAAUCACUGUGCUGAUGUGUUUGGACCUCUGAUGACCCCUAGUUACACUCCGGAGUGCGCUCCAGAGAGUGUGUGUGCGUCCUCUAGUGUUGCCAGAACAAGUGUUGGAUUAAAACCCUUCGAGACCGUGAGAGCUGAGGAAGAGGAGGAGGAGGAAGAGGGAGAUAUGAGCUCUGGAUGGUGGUGAUGAUGAUGAUGCUGGAUACACAGAAUGCGACUCAGGAGCUGGGGGAGGAGGUGGAGGACGGCGCGGUGUUCUCCAUCUCGGUGCGCAGGGUGCAGGUGCAGCCGUCGGUCAGUAAGGGGCAGCGCUGGCUGGGCGUGGACUCGGAGUCGGCGCUGAGUCUGUACGAGACCAGCAAACUGCGCACCAUUAAGGCGGGGACGCUGGAGAGACUGGUGGAGUACAUGGUCUCCUCCUUCAGAGAGAACGACUCCACCUACGUCACCAUCUUCCUCUGCACGUAUCGCUCGUUCACCACCACCAACCAGGUGCUCGACCUCCUGCUCAACAGAUACGCUAAACUGCAGCACCUGCCGGGGUCAGAAGGUCACAGACUCACCCACGACGACCGCACCGAGCUCAGGAACACCAUCUCGUCGAUCCUGGGGGCGUGGCUGGAUCAGUACUCAGAAGAUUUCUGGAAGCCCCCAGAGUACACCUGCCUCAGACGCCUCAUCUCCUACCUGCACGUCAACUUCCCCGGAUCGGACCUGGAGCGCCGAGCGUGUAACCUGCUCGCGCAGUUCCACCGCAGACUACAGCAGGAACCCGAUCACGAAGUGCUGGAUCACGGGUCGUGUCCAUUCUCUCUCCUGGAAGAGAACGGCUAUGAGGACGAUCGGCCAGACUUCCUGACCUUUGACCCCACAGUGGUGGCCGAGCAGUUCACCCUCAUGGAUGCGGAGCUGUUUAAGAAGGUGGUGCCGUACCACUGCCUGGGCAGCAUCUGGUCUCAGAGGGAUAAGAAGGGGAAGGAGCACCUGGCCCCCACCAUCCGCGCCACCGUCACCCAGUUCAACUGCGUGACCAACUGCGUGAUCGCCACCUGCCUGAGCGAGCGCACGCUCAAACACACACACCGCGCCAAAGUGCUCGAGCGCUGGAUCGAGGUGGCCCGGGAGUGUCGGAUCCUGAAGAACUUCUCGUCCCUGAGGGCGAUCCUCUCGGCGCUGCAGUGUAACGCCGUGCACCGGCUCAGGAGGACGUGGGACGAGGUGUCUCGGGAGAACGUGCGCAUCUUCCACGAGCUCUCCGAGAUCUUCUCCGACGAGAACAACCACUCGCUCAGCCGAGAGCUGCUCAUUAAGGAGGGAACGUCCAAAUUUGCGACGCUAGAGAUCAACCCGAAGCGAGCGCAGAAGAGACAGCAGCAGCAACCCAGAGACCUGAGUGUGAUGCAGGGCACCAUUCCCUAUCUGGGCACCUUUCUGACAGAUUUAGUAAUGAUGGACACCGCCAUGAAGGACUACGUGGACGGCGGCCUGAUCAACUUUGAAAAGAGGAGGAAGGAGUUCGAGGUGAUCGCUCAGAUCAAGCUGCUGCAGUUGGCGUGUAAUAACUAUAACUUCAGGAGGAACGGCCGUUUCAGGGAGUGGUUCAGCAGCGUGGAGAAGCUCAGCGAGGCCGAGAGCUACAGUUUAUCAUGUGAGAUCGAGCCUCUGUCUGAGUCGGCGUCCAACACGCUGAAGGCAAAAAAGAACACAGGGAUUAUUAAACGCUGGAGCGAUCGACAGCCGGUGAGUUCGACCGAAGCGAGCUGCAGCAGUGCAGGAAGUUCUCACUCCAAAUCGUUCGACCAGCUGCGCUACCCGUCCUGUUUGAGCAGCGGAGGAGGAGGAGGAGGAGCGGAGAGAGACGACAGGAGAGGAGAGAGAGGAGGAGAACGAGGAGAAGACUCGCUCAGCGUCACCUCCGCCGGCUCCAGCAGCUCGGACGUGGAGGAGAUCAACAUCAGCUUCAUCUCGGACUCCCCGGACACACACGAGAAAAAGACGUCGACGCCGUGUGUAAAACAUUCACACUCAUCGUUAGGGAAGUGCGGCCCCAUGGGAGAUCUGACGCCCACGUUCUGGGAGUCCACGUCUCUCUCGUCUCUGGACGCCGCGUCAGGUUCAGGCUCCAGCAGCGCCUCGUCCUCCUCGGUCUCGUCCACACCGCACACGUCCACCCCACACUCGUCCUCCCGCUCGCACAAGCGCUCCGUCUCGGGCGUGUCCAGCUACUCGUCCCUCUCUCUGCCCCUCUACAACCAGCAGGUGGACGACUGCUGCAUCAUCAGAGUGAGUCUGGACGUGGAGAACGGCAACAUGUACAAGAGCAUCCUGGUGACUAGUCAGGAUAAAACCCCCGCAGUGAUCAGAAAGGCAAUGGUUAAACACAACCUGGACCGAGAGAGACCUGAGGAUUACGAACUGGUGCAGAAGAUCAGUGAGGAUAAGGAGCUGAAGAUUCCAGACAACGCAAACGUCUUUUACGCCAUGAACUCUUCGGCCAACUACGACUUCGUCCUGAAGAAGCGCGGCUUCCCCCGAGUGAGUCGCACCAAACACGUGGCGAGUUCCACGCUGCCCCGCAUGAAGCAGAAAGGCCUGAGGAUCGCUAAGGGCAUCUUCUGAAAACUCAACCCUCCCCCACAAUCCCACAGGGCUUCUGGAGGUCAAAGGUCGAGCCCUGUAGACUGGAACGGGAUGGGGUGUGGGGGGGCGCGUGUGUGAAUAGUCACUGCCAGCUCAGGGGAGGCCGUUUCAGCGCGGCUGUGUUCGUGCGCUCGUGUUUACAGACUCCUGAGAUCCGCCUUCUAGCCGUGAGGUCACUUCCUGUGCCGUCUGAGAAGGGGUCGCCUCCUGUGUCGCGUGUGAGAUCACUUCCUGUCCAGAGACAGCCUUCACUGCCAGAUUAAGGACGACUCGCUGCAGCGGACACGUGACCUGGUGUUACUUUUAAAAGUGUCCUCCUGCAACAACAACAACAACAAAAAACACUCAUGGUUCUGAGUGAAGUUCCAGAACGUUUGCGUUGGUGGACUGCGAGCUGAUCGAUUGUUGUGGUGUGUGAGGUUUUGUUUAUAUUGUUUUUUCGGCGAAACGUCACAGAGACUUAAGAGACAAUGAAAGCAGCCGAGUCUUUCUGAACUUUUGGAGCUCUCUGAAUGAGAAACGAAGAUAUUUUUUGUCUCGUGUCUCUAAUAAUGUGUCUGUUUUUGUUAAAAAGGGCAUUACAGCUAACAGCAGACGCUCCCCUCGCACCACUGUUCUCCGUGUUCUCCGGACCGUACGACGUAUUUGACCUUUUAGCCAAAACUCUUGACUGAAACCGUAAGGCAAGACAUAAACCUUGAUUUUAGCCUAGCGCACAGGCCGUGAAUUCUUCAGCACUUCUCUUAUUACCGCUAGUAUUGUUUUCUUUUUUGUUGUUGUUUUAUUCAUUAUAGCAGUUACGACAUGUUUUUUGGUUAGCUUGGCUAGGUACGUGAGUAAGCGAACAUUCGAUGAUAGCUUACUGAUUACUAGCUAGCUACACUUGAAAGAAAUUAACACUAAAACGAACAUUUAAACCAGACUGCACCACUAGGGGGAGAUAAAGUGCCAGUGCGAAUACGACAUAACAUAAACACACACCACUGACGUCGCUGAUUAGUUGAUGAACUGGUUUUGUUUCGUACUUACAGUCCGGAAAAUACGCUCUUGUCCUCGUGUCAUGUUUUUAAGUAUUAUCGUAGUUUACGUGUGUUUUCUUUCCCCCCUCUAAUUGGUGCUAACUAACGCUGAGGUCAGCCAGCUCGGGACCUCGCUACCGUUUCAGAGCCUCAUGACGCUAAAGGAGCCGGAUGGACAGAUGACGCUACGCCUGCGGCGGACAGAAACGAGUCCAUGGCUGAAAUUAAAAUUAAAAAGAAAGAAAGAAAGGGAGCACAAAUGUUUUUCCAGGACGAGAGUUGCUAGCUAGCUUAAGUAUCUAAAAAAUGUGAAAACCUUUUUUUCCCUGAGAACUUCUUUAAAAAAAUUUUGUCUCUUUUUGUAAGAAAAACAAAACAAACCACAAGACUAUGAAUGAAUUAACAAAUGAACAUAUUGUGAAUGUAACAUAUCGCUCAUGACACGCGUCCUUACCACUCACGGUUUCGACCAAAAUGCCCGUCAGAUCACAGCGACAACCCCCUGCUAACACGCUAGCACGCUAGCUCUAAGAGAAAAAGCGAGCGGCAACACCAUCAGGCACGAGGAACGCGGACCCGCUCUGUGGUUAUGACGAUUUCCUGUCUCCGAGCCACGCGAUUGGUCGAGAGAAGAAACAUAGAUGAAAGAAACGGUGUUACUUUGUACAUUUUUCUGUCGUUUGUUUUCCUGAAAAUUUCGAACACGAGAAAAAAAUCCACUGGCACUAAACACGAACAUUAUGAACAUUAACUUAGGACAAUUGCGAACAAAUCUGUUACAGUGAGAGACAGAGAGAGAGACAGAGAGAGAGACAGAGAGAGGGAGUCUCACUUCAUACUCACGGAGUUAGAACAUCAGUGUGAUGUAAUCAGCUGGUUAUGAUGUCAUGAUGUUCAGAAAGGUUAGGGUUCUAAAACACCAAGCUGACCGAGGUGCGUCCCUCAUCGUCAGAUGGCUCUCUAUUAGGAAACACUACAGAUUACACACGGCUGCUUUAAACAGGGUCACAUCAUAUAAUAUACUGCCACAGUAAUAGCUUGUUUUUUUACAUACUGCUUCUUUAAAGUCCCAUAACAGUACCGUAGGAUCCUGUUUAAACUUGCAUAUUACUGCUUUAAAUAGCGGUUCACCAAUCAGUACAGUAGUACAGGAUAUUGUUACAAGUUGCCUAUUGCUGCUUUAAAUAGAGGAAACUGGUACAGGUAUGUAAGAUACAACCACAAAUUUUCAUAGUGGAGUUUUAAAUAGUGCACUAAGUAGUACAGAACCGACAAUAAAUAGCAGCAUACGAGUACAGUUCUUACUGUAACAAACAUACUGCAACAAAUACUGCAUACUGCAGCUUUAAACAGUGCGGCACUGAGUUGUAUAUUAUAUCGAUAUGUUAUAGUGACGUCGUGUUUAGUACAGCAUUACGGCUCGGUCUUUUUGUCUCUAUCCAAACUUGCAUGCUGCCGCUUUAAUAGCGUGACACCAAGUAGACAGUAGCUGUGCAAGGCUUUCCUGGCUGUCCUUGUCUACUGCUACAAAAUGCAUAUUGCCGCUUUAAGUAGCGUGUCAUGGAGUAGUGCAUCUUAGGUACUGUUAUGAUAUGGUGUUUAGUACAGUGCUCUGUAUCAUGGGACUUUCCUAACAGCGUGUUGGUUUUGGUGAUUAAUCAGACCGAACAGAUUGCUGCCCCCUACUGGUGUGGAGAGUUAUUUUCUUGAAUAAAGAUCAGCUUGGUGUGUUAUGGCCCUAAAACAGACAGAGAGAGAGAAGAGGAGGAGGACUUUUCCAUAUGUUCUGGAAAGACAGAAGAUCCGUAAUGUGAGCUGAAGAUUAAAUCCCCAGGCUGCUUCUCAAUCCUGUUCACUCCCUUUAAAAUCAAGACGAGGAUUUCAGACCGCUCACAUAUUUGUAUGCCCUUUAGAUAAUGUGUGUGUGUGUGUGUGUGUGUGUGUUUGUAUGACUUAUAAGUGGCAAAAAAGGGCCAAAGAUCUUACACAACAUUUUACAAGAGUAUCAUGAACACCUAAAGACUCAUGAACACUGCCUGUUCAGGAGAACACAUACAUGCACAUAUACACACACUUCAUAAGGAACACACACACUUUCCUAUUGUACACACACUCAGCACACCGGUGCCAUUGUGCUCUUUUCAUUUUAAAAGAAACUAACGAUGUAACACAUAUGAUUUUUUAAAAAGUUGUUUUGUAAUUUUUGUACAUGAAAUGUUCAUUGCAGCUUUGCUUUUAUUUCUGUGUGUGUGUGUGUGUUUGUGUGUGUGGGGGCACUCGCGCCACUAUUUAUUAAAUUUGUAAAUACUUUUUUGCAGCAUUGUACAUUUUGUUUUGAAUUCCUUGUAAUUUACAAAUUAAUAUAUAUGUAAAUAUUGAGUAUAUACGGCUGCGAGGUUUAUACACCGCUGUAACUCCGAGCUCUCCAUACACUUCUCACGCUCCGUUUGUCUCCUGUGGAUUUUUUUGUAUGCCGGUUUUAAUUUUUAUUCCCCCUUUUGCCCCGCCCUUGAUCCCCACAGCCUUCACUGUUUCUAGUGUUGGAGAGGAAAAAAACACAUAAUAAACAGAGUGUGGAA